Neodiprion fabricii is the source of this 5322-nucleotide messenger RNA. It is a transcript of the gene prel, whose product is annotated as protein preli-like. The record is from RefSeq and is a predicted model, not a curated record. Gene Ontology annotation, biological process: phospholipid transport. Lineage: Eukaryota; Metazoa; Arthropoda; Insecta; Hymenoptera; Diprionidae. The transcript is spliced from 7 exons. Gene Ontology annotation, cellular component: mitochondrial intermembrane space. Gene Ontology annotation, molecular function: phosphatidic acid transfer activity. The coding region runs from base 670 to 1389 and encodes 239 amino acids.
GAACGUUCACAGGCAGCAGAAUGGCCUUGCAUUGUGGAUUUCACCGACCGAGCUUUCUGGAUUAACGAAGUGAUUCCGAGCACUCGUGCAUUGUGCUGAUUGUGCGUGAUAACAGGCUGAUGCUAAACAAGAUGUAUAUUUAUACAUUUUUCUCGAGCCCGAUGGAUUUGUGAACGGUGUUAACGGUGCCGAUUCUUCCGACCGUCCUCCCCAAAAAAAAUUCAGCAUCGUUCGGUACUUGAAUUGAGGAAGCGGAUCGAUCACAUAAAAUUCUGUUUUUUCCAUGAGGAGUCUUGCGAUAACAAUAUUGCUGGGGUCAAGAUAACCGUUGAUAAAAACUACAUGCACGCAUGAAUCACGAGACGAUGGAACAAAGGUGUGACUGAAUUGUAAUCCACAGCGACUGUUGAAGUCUCUCCAAUACUGUGAUAAGAUCUUGAAAUUUGGAGACACGAUAAAUGUUCUUAGAUAAAGAUUACUUCGCUCUGUUUGUGUUUGAACGAAGCGCCAACGCCAGAAUUAAUACCGAGUAACUUUAAUCCCAAAGUUACGUGCUCAGAUCCAUUCCUCAUCACGUAUGCAUCGUAUUGUUUGUCGCAAUAAAAUCACAUAAAUACAAAUAACGCAAAAGUCAUAUUGUCAUAUACGUUCCAAAAAACUUCUAUCAAAAUGGUUAAAUAUUUUGAAAGUAGUACAGUAUUCCAAUUCAGUUGGGAACAAGUUGCUCAAGGUUACUGGCAUCGCUAUCCAAAUCCUCACAGCACCCAUGUCUUAUCCGAGGAUACGAUAUCAAGAGAAGUGAAGAACAAUAAACUAUAUUCGAAGAGACUUUUAACAAAAACAAACAGAGUGCCAAAAUGGGGUGAACGGUUUAUUAGUAAGAAUGUAGUGAAAAUUGUGGAAGAAAGUGUAGUCGACCCAAAAAAGAAAACCUUGACUACUUACACGAGAAAUUUGGGAUACGCCAAAGUUAUGAGCGUCAUUGAAAAGGUUGUGUACAAGGUGUCCGACGAGAAUCCUAAAUGGACGGUGGCUGUAAGAUCGGCCUGGAUCGACAGUCAAGUUUACGGAUUCAGCCGGGCGAUUCAGGCCUUUGGAAUGGACAGAUUUAGAAAGAACUGUGCAAAAAUGUCGGGUGGAUUCAAUUACGUUUUGGCUCACAUGUUUCCGGGAACCGCGGAAUAUAUGAAUCCCAGCCUGGUGCAAAUGGGAUACAUAGAUAAGACGGAGCAACCAUCCAUAGCGAAGUUGACACAUGCUGCGGGUGAUAUCCAGCAUUCGUUCCACGAUAAGGCUGAGAAGAUGAAAGAUGCUGCCAAGAAGGCGACCGAUCUUGCCAAGCAAAAGGCUGGACCAAUUUAUGCGUCUUGUCAGCCAAGUCAGUCCUAAUGGUAUUAUUCGAUAAGUCUGUACGAACGUGUAUAAAAAUUAAAUCACACCGCAUGAUAAAAUAUACAUGUGUGAAAUAAGUCUGCAUUUUCGAUGCGUCGAUACUGAUGUUCAAUAACUGCAAUGCAAUUGUUUCUAGUAGUUUACAGGGAAUAGAAUUGUAUAGAUACGCUUAGAAGUACGUCCGAACAGUGUUUGUGAAUUGUAUGAAUGUUAUAUAUCCUGUGUUACGAUUCCACGAGAUACAGUACAGUAUAUUAUUGAUUUCAAAUUCAGAUUAGGUAUAACUAACCAUUCAUAAUGAUGUUUCGAAAGACAUUGUCUAAAAUCUUAUUUUCUCACAAGCAUCAUUCGUUUCUGAUGUCAUUCUUUCUUUUGUUUUUCAUGUAUGUUUCUUUUUUCUUAUACAAUUGCAAACUGAAUACCGAUGUGUUCUCAUUGGCAAGAAUUUAUGUGUAAGUGUACAUAUAAAAGUCUUGAUUCGCGUGUAUGGCCGACAUACGCAUUUAAAGAUUGGAUUUUAUUGAUCGUUUUUGAUUCAUUGUAAAUAUUUCGAGGUACAGUUUGAAAAAAAGAAAACGAAAAAAAAAACAAUCGCUAUGUAAUAACUAUAUAAGAAUCAAUCAUGUAGUCAAAACGCAAAUAUCAACAAAUUCGUUCGAUACGUUUCUAAUUUUUCUCCACCUAAAUCGUAGAACAUAUAGUAUGUUAUGUUAACGUAUUUUCUUAUUUUUUUUUUUUUCCAUUUUAACUCUUGUCUUAAGAACUCGGGUUAAAAAUCUUCGUUCGAAAUAUCCGUUGUAUUGUUGUCGAGUAAUUCUAACUUGCCAUGUGUUUAAAUAUCGAAAAUAUAUUACGCGUUAUAUGAUACUAUAUGCCAUAAGUAUACCUAUAAUUAUAAUGCAAAUGAAUAUUCUGAAGAAUACGAUUAACGGUAUUUAGAUCUUUACUUGAAAAAGGUUUCGCAACCAGGGUAUGGUUAUUUCCACGGUGCCCCAUAAUUUAGUUAUGCUUCCUCGUCAGUUGCAUAAUGGCAGGACGAGUGAACGACUAAACCUUUUAGAUUUCGUUAAAUGUGUGUACUUGUAAAAAAUUAGGUUUUCAAUUUUAAACAAUAUAGCUGUUUGAUCCCAGCGAUGUAAUCUUAGUGAUAAAUAUGUCACGAAUAUUUCGUCUAGUGAACAAUUGCUGGUCUGAAAAUUACCUCGAUUCGAGUUUGAAUUAAGAAAACCGUACAGAAAACUUAUUAUAAAACAAAUCAAACGGUUGAACAUAAAUUUGUUAUUAAAGCCACGGUAAUUUUAGGUCCCGUGCAUGUACCUAUAGUCUUAAGAAGCCUGAGGAAUAAUUUUUAGUACAAAAGUAAAUGACACGUCGAGGAAAGGAGAAAGAGGAACUGGUAUUACCUAUAAUAUACUAUAUACAUUUUAGAUUAGGAUUAUUGACGUAGGUUGACUUUUGAAAAUACAUUGUUAUCUGUUCAUUUGAAAUCGUAUAACUGUGUAUUCAUUUUAUGGAUGAGGUUGAAUAAAAAAUCGUAUAUAGAAAACUUACCAGCUAUUAAUAUCGUACUUAGGAUCAACCAUAUUCGCACAAGUCAAUCAGUCUGUAAAUUAUGACGAGAAAUCUUUGCACGCAUCGAGUGUCGUCUUGCAAAAUUCCUCCGGACAUUAAAAUUCUAAAAUUCGAUGAAUCUCAUCGUGAUAUUUUUUUUUUCAUGCCGUGCAAGUUUAUGUUGAACCGGUCGAGGUAUCAUCUUACGUUUCUCCGCCAGUUUUAUACGUCGGAAAUUUUUUAUAAAGUCUGAUUCAAUUUGAUUAUCUACAACAUUACUUCUACGUAGCUUUCUUACACAAACGAGUUGCUUCAAUGCAUUGCAAUAAUUCUUGUAUUCAACACAAAAAAAGUUCAUCCAAUAUUCAUCAGAAAUUCGAUAACGACACGCUUGAGCACAGAAUCGAAUUUGCAAUUGCCGUUUGUGAUCUAAAAUGUUGAAUUAAUCGUAAGAAACUUUGUUUUGUCUGUACUUAAUUUGCCUAAUCGUGCCUGACUAAUUGAAAGUAAAUUCUUAUAUUAUGCUCGCGGUGUGAAUGAUGUUUUUUGGUGCGUUUCUCUUUUACUGUUUCAUCGGGGACGAGACGCCGAAUAAUGACAUCGUUUUUAUCUACCAUUAUUAACAAAUCUCCACUCUCGUCUCAUGUCUCCAAAAAUUUUGCUCUCUGUAAAAUCCGACGAACAAAAAUAUUUGAUACAAUAUCAAUAAAAAUUCAUCCUUCGAAUUUGACAUAAAAUUGAUGUACAAUGAAAAUAAACAAAGUUAAUUACGCGGGAUAAGCUUUUACUGUUUCUUGGCUAAAUCUCUUGAUUAACUGUUCGCAGCGAUUCAAGACUACGUGCAAUCGUUUUUUCUCGUCAAAUUAGUUCUAUAUACUUUAAAAAUAAAUUGGUCUAGUGUUUUUUAAAACCGGUUGAACUCUUGUACUCUUGCUUUUUUUUUUUGCGGCUUUCGAAGCCAAUAACUUUUCCUCUUCGAAUCGAUGUAAGCACCCUUUAUACACUUGUUAGACCCCGAGGACUUAUAACUAAAAAAAUACAAAGAGAAUACGUAAAAAUUAUUCGUUUUUUGGAUGUAAUUACGUCGGCAUUGUCGCGAUCUGCUAGACUGGAUUUUCUAUUUGUCGCUAUAAAAUAUAAAAGGUAAUCAAAAUCAAGUGUGCAUGUAUAUGGAUAUGAAGAAUUAUUUUAUUUGAAAAUUUUACAUCGUUCUUUCGUUUUGUCUAUAGUAUACUGAACUUACGGUAUCAGAUUUAAACGUAUAUCACUUGAAAAGUUUACCGAAGCUCGAAAUGCAUAAACCCAAAUCUAAAUUUGAAUCAUCAUAUACUUGCUAAUCAAGAAGCGGGUUGCGCAACUUUUUUAUUUGAUAAUAAACAAAUAGAUUUACAAUAUGUAGCUUAAGUUACGUGUUGUUCAGUGGAAUGACAGCACUUAAAUAUCGUAAGAAUUACAAAAUAAUAAUUUAAUAUUCAAACGGUCGAAAACAGCCACUUGAAAGGUAAAUUGUUCGACCGUUAUGCCCUGCGUUCGAUAAUGGUAGGACGAUAAAACUGCUGAUAAAAGAAAGCAGAACAAUGCUAUAGCGCAUUUAAUGAUCUGUAGUAACUUUAACAUGAACAUGUAUUAUUCCAUAUUAUAUUCGCUACAUUUUACACCGUUUCAGAUGAUCACGACCACCGUAAAGAGCGAUGUGUGUAUCUGAACAAUUGCAUAAUGAGGCGGUCUCCACCAACUCAGCCACUUUUUUUUAUAUCCUCUCGGAUCUGUUCCAUAAUUGGUUAUAUAUGUAGUAGUAAUACCUAAAGGUACUCUUUGUGAGUUUGUUAAUAUUUUUUAAAUUACUCGUUUCGGAAAUGACCUUCUUUUUGUAAACCCGUAUAUCAUGGAAGAUUGAGGUAGGGCGAAAAAAUUCAUCACACGAAAAGUUAUGUUUUUCUGUGAAGUAUCCGGUGCAAUAUAUGUUACAUUUUUCAUGCCAUCAAAAGUCCUACUUACAGUGAAAAAAAUAGAAAUUAUUUUUUUCUUUCAACGCGACACCUUUUAUUUUGCUGUCAAUUUUACAGGGCAUUUGGCAGUGUGUUGGAAACGUAUAAUAAAAUUGGCAUCGUGGAACUCGAAAUUCUUGCCGAGUAGAAAAAAAUAUUUUACCGACAAGGUACACUUGAGUUCCGCUUUUCCAUGAACUAUUUAAUGCGAUAAUGGGCAAGAAUGUGAUGUGAAUGAAUUAUUAAUGCGAAACUAUGAAUUCCAAUUGUAUGCAGAAUGGGAAACGGAGAGUCGUUUCGCAUGAAUUAGUUUAAAGUUGGGUAAAAAAUCGCACCUAGAUACAAUGCGAUAACUCUUAUGGAUCAUCGUAACAGUAAAACAGAAGCUGAA